Phoenix dactylifera (date palm) is the source of this 2367-nucleotide messenger RNA. Its product is annotated as FBD-associated F-box protein At3g52670-like. The record is from RefSeq and is a predicted model, not a curated record. Gene Ontology annotation, molecular function: protein binding. NCBI's taxonomy places the organism in Eukaryota, Viridiplantae, Streptophyta, Magnoliopsida, Arecales, Arecaceae.
UCAGAUCCCAUAUCUAAGUAGAAAGUAUUCGGUCUUUAUAAUUUAAUUGACGUCUAUAUAUUUCGAAUUUAGAAUUAUUUAAUUGGAGUAAGGCUACAUUUUCACUGGGCUAGCACUAAGGUGGUAAAGAAAGGCUACUUCGAAAAAAAUCAGAUAUAGGCUAUAUAGCCAACUGUUUUGGAGGGAGAGGAUGCCUUGUUCUCGAAAUUAAAAUAUUAGAGGCGGCAAAUGCGAUUUUGGGCCCCAAAAUGAUCCAAUAAAUAUGCAACCCAGCGCGCCGCCUUCACUGAGCAGCGAGAUUCCCUCUCCUCUUCCCCAUCCCCCCACAAAAAAAGCCCUCAUACUCCAUCUCCCUCAAUUCCUCUCCCUCGUGUAACCAAGAAAAAUCCCUCUCUCCUUUCGCCAACCCCGGAGGUCAACAUUGCAAAAGGCUUUUGAAGUGAAGCUCCAUUGCCGGUCUUUCUUCACCGACGAAGAGAUCAGGGCCGGAUUUAACACGGAUUCGAAGCAGAGAGAGGAUGGCCCUCACAGCAGAGAUGCCGCCGGAGAAGAAAACCACCUCACGCCAAGAGGAGGAUCGAAUCAGCCAGCUCCCAGAGGAAAUCCUCCUCCUCAUCCUCUCACAUCUGAGUAUGGAAUCCGCGGCCGCCACCACUAUCCUCUCCAAGAGGUGGAGGCACCUCUUCUACUUCCUUCCCUGCCUCAAAAUCGCCUCCUUCUACGAUCGUGGGAGGUCAUCACCAGAUAGCGUUGCCCGCGAGUUCGCCACCAUCUUCGAUGUCCUCCGCUCCCGCCGCUGCCCCCUCAAGUGCUGCGAACUUUCCAUCUCAUUCCGUGAACAAUUUGACGGAGAUAUGCAUCGCAUCAUGCAUCUGCUUUGCGAGGAUGGCCUCGAAGAUCUAUCUAUUGCCAACUAUGGGAAAGACCCCUAUAGGAUAUCCUCCCACAUGUUCUCCUGUAGAACGAUCAACAGCCUGUACCUGUACAAGUGCAGUUUAUCAGCCCCCUCCGACUUCACCGGCCUCCGGAGCCUCCGAACCCUCGAGCUCGAUGAUGUGGUCAUGACCGACGAGCAGUUCGAGAUGAUGGUAUCCGGCUGCUGGGCCUUAGAGAAUCUGAUUGUUUACAAUGGCUACCAGGUCAAGAACCUCGUGAUAUGUUCCAGGAGGCUCUCCAGGUUGGAGGUCAUCACCCACAGGCCCCUCGGCAUUCUCGUAGAGGAGGCCCCGUGCUUGGAUUCGGUCAGUGUCUCCUACUCCUACCACGAAGCAGAUUUGUACUGGAAGGACGUCGCCAACACUGAAUUUUAUCAUCCCGAGGGUGAGAUUGUGGAGAGCGAUAGCGAGGACAGCGAGGACAGCGAGGAUGAAGAAGUGAGCGAGAUCAACAGAUUCCUGUGGUUACUGGUGGGGCUCGGCCACACUAAGACCCUUAAACUGGUAUUCGAUACUGAAGCUGCCGAGUGCUUGGAGUUCCAAGGGCUAUUACUUGUCAGUUUGCCUUCCAAACAUCGCUUGAUCCAGUUGAAGAAGCUAGAUCUGAAAAUGCACUUCAAUGGCAAGUAUCUUGCUUCGAUUUUAGUAUCCCUACUCAAUGGUUCUCCAAAUCUGCAAGAGCUUACAGUUGAGAUAGAUAAGUUCCAUGUAUACACUGAAAUCGUUGAGGCAGAUUAUUGGGAUAAACAGAUACCUUCUGAGUGUGUGCAGAAUCGGCUGAAGACUGCUACACUAAUCUUCUAUUAUAGGUUCGUGGAGGAUUGCAUUGGUUUUCCUAAAUUUCUGUUGAUGAAUGCAUGUGCUCUGGAAAAGAUGAGUAUCAAUUACACAUUGAAAAAAAAGGAAAAACCUUUAUUUUCACGCUUCCAGGAGGAACUGUUCAGCUUGCAAAAGGCUUCACCUGAUGCUGUAUUGGAGUUGACGCCUAUUGAUUAGGGUUAAUGCUUUUGGAAAAUGGGAAAAAAAAAACUUUUUGCUAUGUUUCUUACAUGCAGCCCACAUUUUAUCCAUCAUAGCCUCUUAGUACUUCUCUAUGGACUUGUAAGCUCUUUUCUUUUUUUAAUACCCCACCAUCACAUGUGCUGGAUGCUUCUUUUUUAGUUGUAAUGGAAGCUAUUACAUAGUACUACGGAGCUUGUAUACUUGUUUGUGCUUUGUUAUUGAGGUAAUCUUAUUUUUGGAGAAUAGUCAGCAUGUUGUGGAGGAUUUUUUUAUUUAUUUUUAUUUAUUUUUAUCUGCUUUGCUUCAGCAACAACACUUAAUAUUAUUUUCCAGGCUCAUUAGCCUGCUGGGUUUGUUGAAUGAGAAGCAGGUGCUCAGCAGAUUUAACGUUCAGAUUUGUUAAUGGAAGUGCAUAUUUUUUUUAGAGAAA